AUAAAGUUGUUUCUAAAAAAAAGGACUGGAUUUCCCACAAUGCAAUGCGAUACAUUUUCUUCACCACCCGCUUUCUGUCGAGACCCGCCUUACUCUGCCACUGAUUGGUUAUAGUGGCCAAUUUUGGGUCUCAGGAGUACAAUUGGUUGGAUUAUAUUAAGAAUGUCAGGAUCAGAGCCAAUCAGAGACAGAGUAGGGCGGGGCUUAUCAGAAUGCGGGUGGAAAAAAAUCUAACGCCACUUCAUCAACACAUGGCUGGUGAAACCUGUGCUUACUGAUAUUGUUCUUCUUUAAAAUUAAUCUCACUGUGUUUUAAAAGUGUAUUCAUAUUUCGUUCUGCCGCCAAAUGAAAGUCAAAGUCCUCUCGAGGAACCCGGACGACUAUGUCCGAGAGACCAAACUAGAUAUACAGCGCGUCCCUAGAAACUAUGACCCAACCCUUCAUCCGUUUGAGGUGGGUAGAGAGUACACCCGGGCUUUGAAUGCCACUAAAUUGGAGAGGGUGUUCGCUAAGCCUUUCUUGGCCUCCCUGGAUGGGCACAGAGAUGGAGUCAACUGCAUGGCCAAGCACAGCAAGAGCCUCUCCACUCUGCUGUCUGGCUCCUGCGAUGGAGAGGUGAAAGUGUGGAAUCUGAGCACACACGAGUGUGUCCACACGCUCCAAGCACAUGAAGGUUUUGUCCGGGGAAUGGUCGUCCGCUACUGUGGAACAUCCUUCUUCACGGUUGGUGAUGACAAAACUAUCAAACAAUGGAAAAUGGAGGCACCGGCUUAUGGAGAGGAAGAGGAGCCACUUAACACAAUUCUGGGCAAGACAGUCUUCACAGGGCUCGACCAUCACCAGAAAGACGGUGUGUUUGCAACAUGCGGCCAGCAGGUGGACAUCUGGGACGAGCAGAGGACCAGCCCCAUCCGCUCUUUCAGCUGGGGUGUAGACAGCGUCAGCUCUGUCAGCUUCAACCCAGUGGAGACUGAACUUCUGGCAAGCUGCGCCUCUGACAGAAGUAUAGUGCUGUAUGAUAUGAGAGAAUCAGCACCACUUAAAAAGGUUAUCAUGACAAUGAGGAGCAACACAUUAUGCUGGAACCCGAUGGAAGCCUAUUACUUCACAUCUUCAAAUGAAGACUAUAACCUCUACACAUACGACAUGAGGUACCUGAACCGGCCAGUCACAGUGCACAUGGACCAUGUGUCUGCAGUGCUUGAUGUGGACUACUCUCCCACUGGCAGGGAGUUUGUAUCGGCCAGUUUUGACAAGACCAUUCGCAUCUUCCCCAAGGACGGUGGCCACAGCAGGGAAGUGUACCACACCAAACGCAUGCAGCACGUCAUCUGCAUAAAGUGGUCAGCAGAUAACAAGUACAUCCUGAGCGGUUCUGAUGAAAUGAAUAUCCGAUUGUGGAAAGCCAACGCAGCCGAGAAACUGGGAGUGCUUUCCCCCAGAGAGAGGGUAGCCACCAACUACAGUCAGAAGCUGAAGGAGAAGUUCCAGCACCACCCGCAGGUCCGACGCAUCGCUCGCCACAGACAUCUACCCAAGAACAUCUUCCACCAGACCAAGGAGCUGAGGGUUAUGAAGGAGGCUCGCCGUAGAAAGGAGAGGAACGUCCGCAAGCACAGCAGACCGGGAAGCAUGCCGGUGGUGUCCGAAAAGGAGAAGCAUGUCGUGACUGUGGUUAAAUAAACAGAGCGUGGAAGACCCAGGAGCUGCGUUAGAGAGAUGAGGUGGAGCCUGAGAUCACACCCACACUGGACAUGUUCAUGUACAUUUAAAAAGAAAACGCAGCAUUUGGGCAAUUGUGGGAUCAUCUACUUGUAGGUACAAGGACACAGACUGUAAAAGCAUAUUAACAACAAAUCAAAGUGUUCACCUUCCAUCAUUAAAGAAAUAGUUUGACAUUUUUUGGAAAAUACACUUUCUAAAAUGGCAAACUUUUCCUUUUUUAAAAUCACAAUCACUUGUACACACUGUGUAGAUGUGAGAUUCCCUUCACACAGGCUCUGAUGUAACUGCCAGUUUGGAUACUGUACUGUUCACAGUUUGAGCAAGUGGACAUUUUCCAUCACAGGAUCCAUAACCAACACAACAGUAUGAGUGUCCACUGUUUAAAAGACUGUUGGUUUGCUCUGCGCCUAUUUACAUAAAUAUUAAAAUCAAUGUUCUCCAUGGUUUCAUUCAAGACCAGCAUUUCCAUGAAUGAGGUUCAAUAAAUGCGCUAAUUAAAACUACCAGAGAUGGUUUAAA
Scomber japonicus (chub mackerel) is the source of this 2245-nucleotide messenger RNA. RefSeq names its product ddb1 and cul4 associated factor 13 (gene dcaf13). The transcript has 11 exons. Gene Ontology annotation, molecular function: protein binding. Gene Ontology annotation, biological process: maturation of SSU-rRNA from tricistronic rRNA transcript (SSU-rRNA, 5.8S rRNA, LSU-rRNA). The record is from RefSeq and is a predicted model, not a curated record. Gene Ontology annotation, cellular component: nucleolus; small-subunit processome. Bases 347 to 1684 code for a protein of 445 amino acids. NCBI's taxonomy places the organism in Eukaryota, Metazoa, Chordata, Actinopteri, Scombriformes, Scombridae.